Messenger RNA from Naegleria gruberi, 1356 nucleotides. RefSeq lists its product as uncharacterized. Lineage: Eukaryota; Heterolobosea; Eutetramitea; Acrasida; Naegleriidae. The record is from RefSeq and is a predicted model, not a curated record. The transcript has a single exon. Bases 1 to 1356 code for a protein of 451 amino acids.
AUGGAUGAUCAAGGAAGAUUGAUUAGAAUUAAUGAUGAAAAUGGAAAGCCACUUGGAUUGUUUGCUGAUGAGGGAAGUGUGAAUGAAACUCAUCAAGUGGUGAUUAGUGAGUGGAAUGAUAGGGAAAUGAUUUUUUCACAAUCGAUGGAUUUGAAGGAAAGAAAAUUUUUGAAAUUCAAGUUGAAUCAGAAAAAGGUGGAAGAAUCGUUUGUGGAAAGGGUUCAUGUUGAAGUUUCUCAUCAACUUUCGCAUAGCCUUUAUCGUGCUGAUCAUCCAUUGAAUGUUCCUGUAAUUGGUAAAGCUCAGAAUGUUCUUUUAACACAUCUGGCAUUUGAUAGAUUUUCUCAAAAGAGUAAUUUAGCAAUUUUCAACAUUGAAAAGAAUGAAAAUCAUUCAUUGAAAAUUAGUCAAAAAUUCUCCACCGAGGAAGACACCCACGCUUUCUAUAUUGCCCUCAUGGAGAGUAAUCUAGGUCAGAAAUAUAUUCUAAAAUAUGCCUUUCAAAAACCUUCCUAUUCAUCCAUUGGUUAUGUGAGUUUGAAUAACACCAAAAAGUUCUCAUAUACUCCAAUACGAGUGGAUGGUUUUGAGGGAAUAUUUCAGAAGAAUACCUGCAAGAUGAGCCAAAUUUUGUGUCAUACUCAAUUGAGUGAAGGAAAGUAUCUAUUCAUGACAUAUUCGAAAUCAUCCAAAAGAAUCAGUUCUGAUUUCCAACAUUAUUUCACAAAUGAAAUUGUUUGGAUAUUAGUAGAUGUCAAUGAGAAGAGAACCAAAAGAGUUUAUCCAAGAGUUUAUAACAUUGCAGCCAAUACAACAACAGGUCACGAAAGAACAUUUCUAAAUCAGUCGAAUCAAGACGAAACCAGCUUUCAAACAGUGCAAAAGAAGAAGAGAGGUGGAAAAAUUCAAAAGAAAUUCCACACUGAUGAAGAACAUUUAUAUUUGGACGGUGAUUUGAAUGGUGGCUAUUCAGAUUCUUCUCUUUUAAAGAAAAUUAAUGGAAUUACAAAUUCUUCAAUUGACCAAACAUCCACAUCCGUCAUGAUUCCAAUCUUGAAAGAAGAUAUCACCAAUAAUGAUGUAACCAUGAGAGCGUUUAGACCAUUUUUCAGUAAUCCAGAUAUUUUCCAAGUAUUAGUUUUCUUUUCCAAGGUUGUGGAAGAUGGUGUUGAUUUCAAUCCUCAUUUUGGUAAAAUGUUUAGUUACUUCUUCCAGUUCAAGAAUGAAACUAAGGUAAAGGUAAGAAAGGUUGGAAGAAGAUUCUCAGAUGUUAAUAUUAUCACAUGCUCAACAAGCAAAGUAGGAACAGCUGGUGGUAGUAAUAGACAGUUUAGUAAAGUGUUGGCCUUUCAAUGA